Phyllotreta striolata is the source of this 620-nucleotide messenger RNA. The record is from the annotation of a GenBank genome assembly. Lineage: Eukaryota; Metazoa; Arthropoda; Insecta; Coleoptera; Chrysomelidae.
GCGUAUGCUUAUAAAAUGAAAUUCAGAUUCAUGAUUUUCUGAUGGAAUUCCUGAUCAACUUUAAAAUUUAAAUGCUAGUGAAUAAUCGAAGCUUUAAUAAUGUGACCUGUAGGUAUUGGUAUAAAAUAUAUAAAGAAAAUGAUUAGCUGGAGACUUUUAUUAAGAAUAUUAGAAAUAUUAUUUUGUUUCACUGGAGCUGUAAUAUUUCAUUUCAUAGAUGAUAUUAAUUCAAUAUGGUUGCAGGAAGGCAUUACUCUAGGCUUAUUGGGUUAUUUUAUAAUACUCAUCGUUUGUCUGAUAGCAUCGUCUGUAGAACACCUUCCGAGUAUCCAAGACUUCAUAUUCCUAUGCAUAGGUUUCAUUAUCAAUUUCAUCUGUAGCAUUAUGACAUUCAUAAUGUAUUUUUUGAAGAAAAAAGCUCACGAAGUAAAAGACAAACCCGAGGAACACCAUCACUUAGAAGCCGCUUUGGGCAGUAUACACUUGACCAUAGCUGUACUAAUGGUAGCAGAUUUAAUACUAGGUGCUGUAAAUUUAGAGGAUGAAAAUUAAAUUAUUUUUAUGUAACAGAGUUUCCUUUUAGAGCGUUUUCACAAGCUGCAACAUAUUGCAAGCGUUAA